GAGGCAAUGGGCCCACGCCGUGGCCAGUGCUGAGCCCCCCACAGUCGCCGUCGGUUAGGCGCCCCGUGGUCACGUUAGAAAGAAACCUUCUCGUCCUCACAUGUUUUUCUCUUCUUUUUUGUAUUUUCAAGUUUCUUCAAUUUUUUUGUGAUUGUGUGUGUGUGUGUGUGUGUGUAUCGUUUGAAGUGCAUCCAUUUUUCUGCGUAGUUGGGUCCCGGUGAUAUUUUGACUGUUUUCUUCCUGGACUCGUUUAUUUUUUUUACUGCACAUUGAUUUUCAUUAAAGAGGAAGAUUUUCCGAUUGUUGCUCACAGCGAUGGACGAUUUAUUGCAUCGGUUACGUCACGACAUGGUAGAAUUAUCGUCGCAAGGAGACAAUUUUACGCAACAGAUAUGGUUAAUGUACGGACAAUUUGAGCAAGUGGUGGACCGUUUCAACAGCCCCGCUGAAAGCGUCCGAACGGAGCGUCACUGGGCCAGACGUCGCGUCCGCACCGGCUAUCCGACAGCGAUGAACAAGACUGGCGAACGUCAUCGUGUCGUCGCUCGACGAUCGUCCAGUUUUGUGAGUGAUUCCGAAUCGGACAGUGAGCUGGAAGUGCCGAAAAUGAGCGGACUGGCCCGCCAGGGCGUUUACGGGAGCCGUUCGGCCAGCAGCCGCUUGGGACUCAAUCCGCUGCUGGACACGAUCAGCGUCAUUGGCGACUUGUGCGACUCUGACGACGCGGUGGACGGUCCCACGUCGAGCGCGACGCUCUACGCCGGCUCCAAUUCCGUCGAUUCCGGAUACAAGAGCGCGUGCCCCACGCCCGAUUGCCUAAUGCCGGCGCACGACGCCAACAAUUACAUAAGCGGCAGGUCCGCUCUACCUCCGCCCGUCCUUCCUAGAUCGCGGCCAACUCUGGCGGCCGUUGCCGACGUUCGUCUCGGCUCUUCCGCGCCGGAUGCGCCCCUAGAUUUGGACCAUUUGACGUCGCUCCGUCGCACCUUGUUGACGGCCAUCGAACGUUACGACACGAAGACCAAAGAGCUUAUCGAUCGCGAUUUGCCUAGCAAAUCGAUUGAUAAAAAUCUGGUCCAAUCGUCCAUGGCCGGCAAACCGGAAUCCGAUCGCCAGGUGGACGACGACGUCGACGUGGAUCGAGGGUGUUGCAAAUUGCCUAAAGGUGAACUGAAAGAGCCGGACAAUCAACAAGACGGAGCCACUCGUUUCUCGCGGGUAGCGCAUUGCAUGCUCGAAAUCAUUGAAGAUCUUCAACGCCAACAGCAACAACAACAACAGGAAUGCGUUGCAGACGCGGCCGUUAUGGCCGAUGGGCCCGUAGUGCCACCGAAACCCAGUCGGGUUUCGACGGCGGCCCCGGCCACUCCGCCACGGGUGGCGCGUCGAGGCCGUCGCAAGUUGCCUACACCGACGCAGCAAUUGAUUGCGAAUGAUUCGGUCGAUUCCGGCAGCGAUUUGAACGGAGCUGAUUAUCAUUUGUACGAGGAAAUCAUCUACGAUUUGGCCGGUUCGAAUUUGGCGCUCAAUUCGAAUGAGAAAAAUUCGACCGUUUCGUGCCCGCCACCUCUGCCGGCCAGGCCGGCUCGACCUGGCCCCACGGUGGGCUCGUGUCUGAGUAACAGCGUCGUCAAACCUUGGCUGAAUGUCAUCAAACCUCUGCGCAGGGAUCGGAAUAAUCAGCUGAUUCGGAAUAAUACGUCGUCGACGAGUCAUUGCUGGACGUCUAAAAUGGCCAACAAACUCGGCCAUCACACGGACGUUGCCCGUUCGAAUGUGUACACCUUCGCCAGCCAUCCGCAGCAUCCACCUCAACAGCAGACGACUGUUUGUCAUAAUAAUUCGGCUAUUAUUAAUCCGUUUCAUCCGUUGCCCAGUCGCAAUUCCAGCGCCCAUCACCUCAAUCACGAAGACGAGUACGGAUUCCGGGCCGUCUCUCACAUGGUUUAAAACACGUUUGUUUUUUGUUUUUCUUUUCAUUUGCUUUUUUUAAAAAUAAAUUUAACUGAAUAAUUACUUGCUAUAAAUAUAAAUGUGCAUAUCAAACGUAUGCAAAUUAUAUUUCCGCAUUGUCCCAAUUUUUCCAACGCCUCUCUGCGUGACUGUGUUUAAACGUUUGCGUGUAAAACCUGUUUUGUCUGGGCAAAAGUGUGAAGAUUGCAAAAUCUUUUCGGGGGAGAGCUGGCAGCUAAAAAUUUGUACUGAAAUUUCAAAAUUAAAAACAAAAACAAAAAAUAAAUAAAAAAAUAAAUAAUAAAAUGUAAAUGUAUUGUAUAAUAGGGCAGGGUUGUGGUGAUUCUUUUUUAUUUUAUUUUUUUGUACUGCUGCUGCCUUAUUAUAAGCCCCUACGCUCGCGUCAUUGAAAUUUUCUUUAAUUUUUUGUGUGCGUCUUCCACCUUGUGGAAUGUGUGACCUUAUUUCCUCAUCUGUGCUCUCUUACCUGCCAGCUCCGCGCCAUUUUUAUAUAAUAACAAUAAUAAUAAAUGUUAUAUCGUCCUCA
Molecule: messenger RNA, 2500 nt
Organism: Daphnia magna
Lineage: Eukaryota; Metazoa; Arthropoda; Branchiopoda; Diplostraca; Daphniidae
Exons: 4
Coding region: 316-1950 (544 amino acids)
Source: RefSeq, a predicted model, not a curated record